Messenger RNA from Dreissena polymorpha, 1137 nucleotides. RefSeq lists its product as uncharacterized. NCBI's taxonomy places the organism in Eukaryota, Metazoa, Mollusca, Bivalvia, Myida, Dreissenidae. Bases 187 to 867 code for a protein of 226 amino acids. The record is from RefSeq and is a predicted model, not a curated record. The transcript has 5 exons.
AAUAGUUAUUUCAGCACUGUGCAGUUGCAGUAUUAUUGGACAGGCAUAAUCCGAUCUACCGCCUUGAUUAAAUCAACUAGUGCUAAAAUAUUAACAAUAUAUCCGGUGGAACAGUUUGCGUUUUUUAAAACAGUUGAUCGUGUUUUAAAGUUCGCAAGGAAUGAUGUGAACAAAAAAGCUCUCUGUAUGCAAGGCUUGCCAACAACUGAAAACAGCAUCUCUCCCUACUCUACUGAUGACGUUUGUACAUAUGAACAUUCAACGACAGAGGAAUCGGUCACUAGAGGUCCGUUGUCUGACGUUUCUGAAGAGUUUCCAAUCGGUGUUGGCAUCGGUGUGGCAGUUGGAAUUCUGUGUAUAGUGGGAACAGUCGUUGUCAUCUUUGUACUUAGGAGGAGGGGAAUUUUGUCGUGUAAAUUGGGGACGAAAACGGCCGAACCUGACCCCGUAUACCUCGCGUGUGCAAGCAGAUCCAAUGAAGAAACCGUUGGUAAUCAUAACUAUUGUAUAUUAGAGAAAAGCAUACAAUCAAUUAGAGACCAUGCAGAUCAUUAUAACACAGCAGAAGAACCAAAGGAGGACAAUCUUGAGACCGAUCAUCACAAUUCAAUCAAUGACACAGAGGAACCUUAUCAAAGCGUGAAAGAUGAUUAUGACUACACCAGCAAUGCCGUAAGAACUGGACCCGAUACCAGAAAACCGGACGCCAUUUAUAACAAACUCAAGCUAGACCGGCCGGGAGACUAUGACCACGUAGCAGGACUCGGGUAUAACAUGUCCCAACCAGGCAGCGACUAUGAUACAUCUGCUUUGGCGCGAACGAACGCUGGCGGUGACGACUAUAACCAUAUAACCACUGCGUGUUAGUGCAUAAUUUACACACUGGAAUGAAACGAAAGACUUUAUACAUGGGGACUUUUACGCUAUCAAUGGAAUGAAGGCAACACGUCCAUCUAGCGAAGCGGCGGGAUAUGCUCAAAUAAAAAAAUAUAUAUGAAUUAAAUGAAUAAGUGAUUGAAUGCGUAAUGUCACAAAACGUUGUGGUGUCCAUAUUUUAUGCCCAAAACGCAAAAUGUAAAUAGGUGUUGAAAUUAUAAUACGUGUAAAAUAUAUAUGUUCUUAAUUGUGCAAUGUGAU